Molecule: messenger RNA, 1290 nt
Organism: Funneliformis caledonium
Lineage: Eukaryota; Fungi; Glomeromycota; Glomeromycetes; Glomerales; Glomeraceae
Source: the annotation of a GenBank genome assembly
AUGCAACAGCCCAAAACACAACCACCUACGUCAGUGCUUAGAUCUUGUGCUAAUAUUUCAUUAGGGAUCUUUCAUUUUCCAUUCCUUAUAAUGACAAAAAUCACUCAAAAACUUUUAAGCCCUGUUAAACGUAAUCAAAGACGUAUUCAAAAUCGUUCUCCGACUUUUGUUUUUAAAAUAAUAUGGACGCUUGCAUUAUUAAUAGGAGAAAUUAUUAUUUUUUCGUAUUCAAUGCGAAAAUGUUCUUGGCCAGAACAUAAGAAUUGGAACACCACAGCAACAAGGCCUAUUCAUGUUGCAAUAAUCGCUGACCCACAAAUAAUUGAUGAUUAUUCUUAUGGCCGAACCGGUAUACUUCAGAGAAUUUCUGAAAUAUAUCCUGAUAUGUAUAUGAGAAAGAAUUGGAUAAAUUUACAAAAUAUAUUUGAUCCUGACGCAAUAAUAUUUCUUGCGGGGAAUCAUGAUAUUGGUUUCGGAGAUCAUGUAAUUCCAGAAGCGUUUUACAGAUUUCGAAAAGAAUUUGGACCAUUAAGUUAUAUGACAAAUAUUGGUAAUCAUUCAUUUAUAGCUUUAGAUACAAUAACUUUGAGUGGUUCUAACGAAACUUUGAAAAAGGAUGCGAAAGAAUUAAUACAGAGGCUCGAGAAUGAUACAACGAAUUCCCUUCCUCGCAUAUUAUUAACACAUGUUCCUUUGUAUCGUCCGCCGAAUACUGAUUGUGGAACACUUCGACAACAAAGUCGGUAUAUUAAACAAGGUGCUGGCUACCAAUAUCAGAAUUUAAUAGUAGAAUCGUUAACAAAUUAUAUUUUAAAUAAUAUAAAGCCAAUGUUAAUAUUUAGUGGAGAUGAUCAUGAUUAUUGUGAAAUUCUACACGAUGAAUUAGAUGGAAUUCCUGAAAUUACAGUUAACAGCUUCAGUUUUGCAAUGGGAAUUAGCAGACCGGGUUUUUUGCUUUUAAGUCUUUAUAAUCCUUUAAAUAAUAAUAGUUCAACAGAAACCAACUUUACAACAUUUGCUUAUUCUCAAUGCUUACUACCGAAUCAAAUUCGAAUAUAUAUUUGGUAUAUAAUAUUAAUAAUUGCAACAAUAUUUUGUAUUUUUUCGCACACAUUUAUUAAACUAAAAAGAAAUGCUGAAAUAUUACCUAUAUGGAAAAGAUAUAAUCAGAAAAGAAAAUGGAUGAUAUUUACUUCACGAUACUGGAAGACGAUAGGCAAAGAAAUUGGUGAUAUUGCUUUAAUUGCGCUUAUAAUUUACUUAGUUUGUUGGAUAUGGUUUUUACUUUAA